AGUUGAGGCUUAUGAAAGUGACAGAUUUGGGACAUGAUGGGGUGAAUAGUAGGAUUGCUUAGAUCAGUGGAUGGAAAAAACAAAAUAUAUUUGGGGAUUUUAGCCACACUGGAGUACUUUGCUUAUUCGACAUAAACCUUGAUGUCAUGCAUAUAGAAAAGGUUGUAUUUAAAAAUAUCUUUAAUACUGUGAGGAAUAUUGAUGGGAAAACAAAGGAUAAUGCCAAAGCUAGAGCAAAUAUGAAAUAAAUUUGUCGUCAUCCUGAGCUGGAACAUAUUGCAGAGACGGGACGAUUUCCAAAGGCUUGUUAUACAUUAGACAACACCCAAAAAUAAAUAUUAUGUGAGUGAGUCCAUGGAUUGCGGUUUCUAAAUGGAUAUGCAUCAAACAUGGCUCGAUGUGUUGACAAGUAGAAAUAUAUAUUAGUUUGGAUGAAAAGCCAUGACUGUCAUAUUUUUAUACAAAGGCUGAUACUAAUAGCGUUCCAAGAGUUUCUACCAGUUAAAGUAUAAGAAGCGUUGAUAAAGCUAAGUCUUUUUUUCAAGAAUUUGACAAGUACUAUCCUGAGAUUAGAGGAUAUGGAUCGCCUUGUGCGAGAAAUACUAAUAAUAAUUUGCAAAUUAGAGCAAAUUUUUCCACCAGGAUUCUUCGAUUCUAUGGAACAUCUACUAAUUCAUCUACCAUUUGAAGCACAAAGAGCAGGGUCGUGGCAAUAUAGAUGGAUGUAUCCAUUUGAAAGACAUCUUCACAUAUUAAAGAAGAAUGUACACAAUAAGGCAAAGGUUGAGGGGUCGAUAUGCAAUGCAUACUUGGUGGAAGAAUCUUCCACUUUUGUUCCCACUACUUUGCACCCUAUGUUUACACUAAGCAUCAACAAGUCUCACGAAAUGAUGACGGAGGAGAUAGGAUGGAAGAAUUUAGAAGGCAAUCUAUCAAUUUUCACCUAUCCAGGGCGCAAAAUAGGAUAAGAAAGAAAAAGGCAUUUGAACGAGGAAGAGAUCCGUGCAGCUCAAACUUAUAUUUUUUUUGAACUGCGAAGAGGUGACCUUAUUUAUUGAGUAAGUAUUUAUAUUUUAUAGAUUAAGCCAGUUAUUAUAGUAUAAAUAGUAAGUAAAUUAUGAGAACCAUAUCCUCGGUUUACUCGAUGGUAUUGUUAAUGCAAGACUAGAGGAAGAAUUCGC
Jatropha curcas is the source of this 1181-nucleotide messenger RNA. The record is from RefSeq and is a predicted model, not a curated record. Lineage: Eukaryota; Viridiplantae; Streptophyta; Magnoliopsida; Malpighiales; Euphorbiaceae.